AAGAAGUUAGAAACUGCUACAGCAAUCUUCAGUUUCUGAGGGAAAUCAGCAAACUGAGUGCUGGAAGUGGAAUCAAUACCACUCAGUUAAUCCUGUGCUUGUGGAUUUGAUCUGGAGCUAAGUACCUCACUCUGUCUCAUUGCCAUUUUUUUCUUAAUUCACUUGGCCUCCUUUGGAACACUCAGAGUGUUCACAAUUUUGAAAGCUUUCAUAAAAAGUAUUGUAUUAAAUAAAUGGAAGCUUAACGUGAAUUAGUAUCUGUAAAGAUUAUACAUGAGUAUUAAAGAAUUAUAAGGUGUCAGACUCGAGCAGCUGCUCACAUAGAGCAGGAUUUUUUAUUGGAUGGAUAAUAUUAAUAAGUUUUACAGCAGUCAUGGUGAUGCUGUCACACAAGCAUGAUUGUAAUGAGAUUUAACAACAGAAACAUUUUACUCACCUGUAGCAACCGUUAAAACUGAUCUGGAACUCUUCGGGAGUUUCAAGGUACUGCUGGCAGGAGUUAGAAUUUUCCACAUUUCUGUGAGUGGAAUUGGCUCUGUUUGUGACUUAAGUAUUCAACUGUUGCAAAGACUGUGAUUGACAGCUUUAGGCAAUUGACUCCAUGAGUCCAUGUUUUCAGCAGCAGAGCAGACAGAAUCUGUACAAGUAGUUUUCCAAUAGACUGGGGGUAAAUUUCUGGAUAAAACAUGAAGAUAUUCCAAGCUCUAAGGAGCUCCAUGUUGACCAAGGUGUGGCUAUGCUUCCUCUCACCUUGCAGAAUGAGCAUUUUUUUACCUGCCUUUCUGCAGCAGAAUGGCUGUUCUCAGUACCUUGUUUCAUCACCAGGCAUCGUGUACUCAUCCAGGAUAAAAAGUAAUUUUGGUUACAGAAAGUUGACAUUGCCUUGCUUCAGGGUAGGGUGAAAGAUCAAGAAGGCAUGUGCCAGUGUAUGGAUUGGAGUGCAUGUGUCAGUAGUUGGGUUCCAUUCCUUUGAGUUUUGGUCAAUUUGGUUACUAUGUUGCUUUCCAUUAUUUUUUCUCCCCACUUUACUGUCUCCAUUUUAAUAGGAAGAGUACCCAGCCUGCUGCAUGUUUAGUCACAGAAUUACUUUGUUGCAGACUUAGCUAUUAGAGUGAUAAAUGGGUGUUCAGAAGUUGAACAGAAAAGCAAGUUGAAAAUGGAAACAGGUCGUGCACUGUGUUUUUAAUCACUACGUUUAAAACUCCCUUUGAUAUUUACAAUAUUUAACAUUUGAUGAUGCAGCUACUAAAAGUGAGGAAUCUUAAUAAGUGCUAUUUUCUUGGACUAUUUUAUUUUAAAUAAUAUAUGCUACCAGUUUCAUUACAGAACUAUUCAUUGUCAGUUGAAUUCUGAGGCUGGUAGUUGUGACAACAUGCCCGGGGAAUACUGCUGACACAGAUAGCCCUUCAGAGAGUGGUUUUGUUCCAGCUUUGACAAUGAAAACUGAUAUCAGAGUUGCAGUGAAUGGCAAAUAUUCAUAGUGCUAGGAGAACAGAAGGAGAAGGAAAGAGAUGCAUAUUAACAAGUGAACUUGAUGAUAAAACAAGCCUGACAAAGAAACAAAGGACUAUAAGAAGAACAACUGCUUGUUUGAUUUGCAAAAAAAUGUAAAGCAACCCACAGUAAGGGAUGCAAGAAGUAACUAGUGAUAGAGGCCCCUGUUCACAAACAUAUAUUUAUUCAGGACAGCACUUCAGGGUGUCAGAACGUGGCCCUGAGUACUGCCAUGGGCAGGUCUACUGUUGUCAGUAAAGCACCUCAUUUGUAUCAGAGCUGUUAAGAACUUGUUAUAAGUGGCAAAGUCUGGUGAACCUAUCAUAUUUUGAGGAUCAUUCAUUCCUCUUUUUUUUUUUCCUUUCUGCUUUGCCCUCUCCUCACUUUAGAUCUAAUAUCCAGAAGUACAUCAAAAAGCAUGGAAGAGAAGAAGGUGAAACAAGAAGAUCAAAGUGCAGAAGAAUCAGCUUUCCUGGAAGCCCUACUAGAAUUUCAAAUUAAGAAAAAAGAAGCAGCAAUUGAUAAGGUUUUGUUUGAUUUGAAACAAGUGGAAAAAAAGAACAAAGAAUACAAUGAAAGAAAUGACAACCUGAAGGAGGAACAGCAGGCCCACAUCAGGCGUAUACUAAGAAGAAUAGAAGAAAAGGAGAAAGAAAAAGAUUCAAAGGAGGUUGUGACUAGGGAUGAUGUGGAAGAAUCACUGAAAGACAAAUGGCAAUAUGCUAAGGACAAAGAGCAAAUUCUAAAAGACCUGCUCUUCCAAACAGAAGAAACUGACCAACGACUUUCAGUAAGGCAGAGUGAGAGGGAUUAUUGGUUGGAGUACAAAAAUGUAGGAAGUAGAACGGAUGCCAACAAAAUUAAGAAUCUGAAAAAAGACAUCAAGGAAGUCAAAGAUGACUUUCAGAGGUCUUCAGAGUAUUACAGAAAUGCUUUGAAAGCAAUGAAAGAAGAGAAUGAUGCUCUGGUUGAGAUGUGCAUGAAGAAAAAUAAGGAACAGGCCCCAGAGAACGCUGUAAGAUACUUAGACAAAAGCAGCUGCAGAGAAAUUGAAGAGAAUGAGUGGCUAAAGCAAGAGGUUAAACUGUACCGAAAGGAAGUGAGAGAUUUGAAAGCCUCUGUUCAGCUCCUGGAAGAAGAAAAUAUCAGAUUAGUGAGAAAACUGAUGGAUAACAAAAUUCAGAACCUGAGAGUACCCAGGCAUUUGUUUCUUACUCAGGCAGCUGGCUUGCAAGGUGAAUCUCUCCAGGAUGAAAUUAAAGCAGUGGAGCAUAGAGAGUAUUCAGCAAAGACUGAUGGAGAGGAAAGCCUCAGUAGAGCCACAGUCUCGUGUCAGAGAAAGAAGUCCUUUCCAAAGAUUCAGUGUGAAACAGAGAUUGAGAAAUCACAGGACCGUGAUGAAGAGCUGCAGGAAAUGUCAUUGACUCCCAUUCUUAAUAGCUUGUUUGAAGUUGAAAGAGAUUUCCAGGAAUACUUAAAAUUGGGUCCUCUGGUGUCAAACCCAAUAUGUGUGAUUGGAAGAGCCAUGCCUAUUCAUAAAGAGCCAGAAGAAACACCAAGCAAGAGCCCCCCAAAAGGUGACCAUAUUGGUGAAUCUGACAAGCACAUCACACCUCAGAUGAUCAAGGCCUUAUCUAAAGAAAAGGUUGGUUAAAAAAAAAACAAAAAAAAACAAGCUGGGUUGUUAACACAAAUGUAACAUUCUUGGUUCAUUAAAGAUUUGCUCUGUCCUUCAAGGAAUGAGUGGACUUUGUGGAUACUAUUUUUGAAAGCCUGAAUCAUCUACAUAUUGAAGUUUAAUUAGAGGCAUGUGGAGAGCUGCUUUCCUUAGAUACAGAGGAGAGUCUUGUGCAUGCCCUGGGCUUCUCAAUCCAAGCAGCUACAAGCAUAGCUAAUAAAUGACCUGAGUUACUAUUUAGCUUUCGUGGUCCCUACUUGCAGCCUGUCAAAUGUGGGAUGCACCCUGAGCAGACACUGAAUGUAGAUUGCCAUCAAGAAUAGGACAUGUAAUACUUUGCUAAAUGAGAAUCCAGGUUAGCCAAGCACAAUUCAAAUAUUGUUAGAAAUUGAACGUUUGAAUCAUUUUAUCCGUCUGCAUCAAAAUUUCUACUUAAGUAUCUUGCAAUUAAUUUAA
Molecule: messenger RNA, 3628 nt
Organism: Meleagris gallopavo (turkey)
Lineage: Eukaryota; Metazoa; Chordata; Aves; Galliformes; Phasianidae
Gene: CCDC83
Product: coiled-coil domain containing 83
Source: RefSeq, a predicted model, not a curated record